AGGCCCGCAGGGAUGCUUGGAGUGGUGCUAUGACCGCAAGGCUGCAGCCUUGUAGAAGGAGUCAGAGCUAACCCCACAUCCCUCCCCCCAGCCCACUCCCAACAAUUGUUGUGAUGGACUGUGGGAGCUGGAGGAAAGGCUGUCAUUUCUGAGUGGAGAUUCCUGCUCUUAAGAUAAGAUAGCACACACGCGCACAAGCCGACUUAUUGGAAACACUACACUGCAGGUUACAGUUUCCUCUGCCCUGCUGAUGCCAGGAGGAACAUAUGUGGAGUUAAGUAUGAAAAAUGGCCACACAUGAAAUGAAGAUUUAUCUAGCUCAGGAAGAUGGCAUGCGCCUCUCGCCAACCAGCAUGCAUUAAGACCAGAUGUGGAUUUGAGGAGGCAGAAUAUGUUCCAUGGUAUUUGUCGGGGAAAUAGAGAGUCUUAAUUCUCGGGUUUGACUCUUGCACCCCGUGGCUGAUCCCUUGUGUGUGUGCAGUGGGCUCGCGUGCAGGCGGACAGCAGGAGCAGCCCCUCUCCCAUGCUGAGGGAAAGUUCACUAGUGAGCUAGAGGGAGGGCUCAGCGCCGGCUCCUCCACUUUAAGUCCCGCCCUGCAGCACAGCCCUAUCAGUUUCUCUCUCAUGGAGUGGAGCCCCCACUGCUACAUGGGACCAAAGCUUCUCUUAGGAGUCGAGCAAGGAGGUUUGACGUGCCCCGUCCCAGGGAGACGCAUCUUGCUCCCAGCGUUUAGAUGCAUAAGGGGAUAAGUUCGCCGACACUUUCGCGGUUACUCUCUCGGGCCUACACUGUCCAUGACAUUCCCACUGCCAGGCUGGACUGAAGCGAGUGGGCUUUAAAAGUGACCACUCUGUUAAUGCGCUGACACUGGAACCUUACCCUAGACAAGAAUGACUCUGCUGGGCUCCGAACACUCUGUACUGAUUCGCAGCAAGUUUAGAUCAGUCCUGCAGUUGAGGCUCCAGCAGAGGAGGACACGAGAGCAGUUAGCAGACCAGGGCAUCAUGCCUCCCCUGAAGAGUCCGGCUGCAUUCCACGAGCAGAGGAAAAGUCUCGAACGAUCCAAGACUGGAGAUUAUUUAAAGCAUAAAAUCAGAAGUAGACCAGAGAAGUCGGAGCUGGUCAACAUGCGUAUUCUACAAGACUCGGCCAGCGACGGCUCCGCUCAAGACCCGCAGACCAAACUGAAGCGCGCCAGGCUCGCUGAUGACCUUAACGAAAAGAUUGCUCUGAGACCAGGGCCUCUGGAACUGGUCGAAAAGAACAUCAUUCCUGUUGAUUCCACUGUUAAGGAGGCGGCUCUGAAAGUGAAUCAUGGGAAGUUUCCCAAGCAGGAGGAUUCGUAUGCGUUUGAAGAGGACAGCAGCAGUGAGAGUUUGUCUCCGGAGCAGCCCCUCAGUGACGAGUCCCAGAGCUCAGCCGGACCCUUAGCAGAAACCAAGACAAGCGUCCCCUCCCCCUCGCUGACCAGCCCUGCACAGGGUUCACAAACAAGAGAAAAUACUACUCAAAACCAAGAAGAAAAUGCCACUACUACAAAUUGCCAGGCAGCUCCACCCAUACCAGUGCCAGCAAUCAUCAAGAACAAAACAUCAGACAAGAACCGUCACAAGAAGCCCAAAGACAUCAAGCCGAAGGUGAAAAAGCUUAAGUACCAUCAGUACAUCCCACCGGAUCAGAAGGCAGAGAAGUCUCCUCCUCCCAUGGACUCGGCCUACGCUCGGCUCCUGCAGCAGCAGCAGCUUUUCCUCCAGCUGCAGAUCCUCAGCCAGCAAAAGCACCAGCAGCAGAACCACUCUCAUCAGCCGCAGUGCGCACAGAGCCAGAGCUUCAGCUACCAGCCUCUGCACCAGCAUCUCUCAAACAAGCAAACAAAUGAACAGCACACACCAUGCAGUUCCAGUGGUGCCACCAGCACACCCAGCAGCAGCUCCUCAUCUCCCGUGAAGACCACUUACUGCAGCCCAUCCAACGUCACUCCAGUCAGACCAGGGCCUUUGCCUGCUAACCUGGAUGACCUCAAAGUGUCUGAGCUCAGGCAGCAGCUGCGAAUACGAGGUCUCCCAGUGUCUGGCACUAAGACAGCUCUCAUAGAAAGGCUGAGACCCUAUAAAGACCCGAGCUCAAGCUCUCCCUCCGGCUCUGGAGACAUCACUACCGUUACGUUCCCGGUGACGCCCACUGGCUCUCUCUCCUCGUAUCAGUCUCCCAGUUCCUCUAGUGCCAUGUCCCAUGGGGGUGGCUACUACCCUUUCUGUAGCACCAGCUCCACCCCACCCAUCUCUCCUGCAUCCUCGGAGCUGUCUGUCAGUGGGUCCCUGCCAGACAGCUUCAGUGACGUCACCAUGUCCUCACCUCAGUUCGGCCUCCAGCCAUCACCAGCUCAGCUGAGUGCCGAUGAGGGCCAGAAUCUGGCUGCUGGCCUGAGCGGGGGUUGCCUGCAUGGGGACGCUCCAGCAGGCCUGGAAGCUGAGAAGGACAAGAUGCUGGUGGAGAAGCAGAAGGUGAUUGAGGAACUGACGUGGAAACUGCACCAGGAGCAGCGGCAGGUCGAAGAGCUGAGAAUGCAGCUGCACAAGAGGAAGCAUGGCCAUGGACUGCAGGACCCGCAGGCUGGACCCCGGCCACCAUCACAGCACUCGCUGCACCUCCAGCCCCCAGGCCAUAUACAGCAGCACUUCUUUGGAGGGGUGUCUGUCAAGCAGGAGCACGUGACCUCCAGCUGUCCGCUGUCUUCAAAACCGCUGAAGACCACGUCCCCCAACAGCUGCAUGGAGGGCAUGGGCCACUGUGGAAUGAGCGGUGGGCUCCGGAGUUUGGACGUGCCCUCCUCUAGAAGCCCCUCUGGCCUGUCGGCCUACCUGAGCCCUCAGUGUUCGCCCCAAGACUCGCCAGUCACCAAAAGCUCCAGCAGCCCGCAGCCCAACAGCCUGCCAUCUUCUCCCAGCCACCAGUACCUGCUCACCCCUCCUCUGGGCAGGGACAGCUGCUCGCACCCUCUGCCUCACAGUGGAGCCAGGCCACAUCCCAUGCAGCUCACACAGAAGAAUGUUGCCCCAUCCGUGAGCUGUUCCUACGCACCUGACCAAAGAAGCCUGCAGCCAGUGUACCCAAGCAAUGCCGAGAAUAACUUAAACCCCCGAGGGUCUUCCAAGGCCAAGAGCCCAAACAUGCAGCAAAAGCAAAUGGCAAGGAGCCAGCAGAUGGACGAACUUCUUGACGUCCUUAUUGAAAGUGGAGAAAUGCCAGCUAACGCCAAAGAGGAGAGGUCCCCUGUAACCAAAGUUGUGCCUCACCUUACAGUUUCGCCCAGCAGCAAUGGUGCCACGCCCAUCCCAAAGUUCCACAGACACUACAGCCACAUGUCGCCCUCUCAGAUGCCAUACGAUCACACUGCAGGUCACGGGGACUGCCACCUGGAGGUCCUGCUGAGCAGCCCCAUGAGCCGACAGGGUGACAUCAUUCCACUGAAGAUGGGCGUCGAGGAGGGCCAGCUGGAGGAGGUGAGCGAGGGCUUCCCAGGCCAUCACCAUGACGACAAGUUGUUAAGCAGCCGUGACAUGAUGGACACGCCUUUGUCCCCUAUGGCCACCAAAGUUUCACCGGUGCCUGUUGAUAGCCAAGGGCUCGGGAUGACAUUUACCGAGUCGCCGUGGGAGACCAUGGAGUGGCUUGACUUGACCCCGCCGAGCUCAGCCACGGCGUUCAACAGCAGCAUGCCCCCGGCUGGACCCAGCAUUUUCAACACAGAAUUCUUGGACGUGACGGACAUCAACUUGAACUCUGCCAUGGACUUGCACCUAGAGCACUGGUGAAGUUGACCAGAGACCUCCAAAUACACAAGAAUCCAGCUAGAUAAAGAUCACUAUACCAAAGUAAUGCCAAGCACUUCACAUGCAGAAAAAACAUGCAGAUAUCUCACAGAGCACACAAUCAACAAGCGCACAAACAGCAGGAUAACAUAAGGUUUGAGCUGACCCAGUCAAAUGUCAAUAAGUGCAUAGGACAUAAUCAAAGUUGCCUUAAUGAAAAAUAUAUUUUUCCUACAGUAUCAUGACUGUAUAAUGUUUAGUUGGUCCAUCAAAACUUGAAAAUCUUUUGGACUAUGCAUGCUGGGAAAGAAGGUUUUGCUAUUACUGGAAACAGGAAAAAAACUACAAACCAAAUCGAUUAGAUCUACACUAAAUUCACUAGCGUUUGCAAUCCAUUUGUAAAUAUUACACCGUGCUGGUGUUCUACACGUUCAUGGUGUGGGGAAACACUUCUGAAGUGUUCACUAAAAUGAAACUUUCACCACAUGUAUUCUAAUGUGCUAUUGUAAAUAUACAUUAAUGCUCAC
Colossoma macropomum (tambaqui) is the source of this 4340-nucleotide messenger RNA. It is a transcript of the gene myocd, whose product is annotated as myocardin. Bases 892 to 3816 code for a protein of 974 amino acids. The record is from RefSeq and is a predicted model, not a curated record. Gene Ontology annotation, biological process: cardiac muscle cell differentiation; smooth muscle cell differentiation. The transcript is spliced from 13 exons. Lineage: Eukaryota; Metazoa; Chordata; Actinopteri; Characiformes; Serrasalmidae.